CUUUUCCACACACUAGACGUGAAAGCAUUGAUUGUGUACGGGAUGCACUGGUGCCUGGUAACGUUAUGCUGUGACAUGAAUGCAGUGGACCUGUGCAGCUCUUGCGGGGACUGUCUCUAGAUAUUACUAAGCUCAUGUGAGGCUCUUUAGCAUUAAAAGUGCACUAAUGAUGCACUACUCCAACUGGCUCAUAGGCGUGAAAAACAGAGCAAGCCUUCGAAAUGCAUGCAAAACACCACCUAACACCGACUGGAACAGCAGGGGAAAUGUUGUCGACAUGCAGAACAACAACCCGCAGCCAAAUGAAAAGACAUCCGAGCUAGCGGUCGCCACCCACCUCUGGAAAAAAGGCUACAAAACAAUCAAGAAGAUCGGGGAGGGCACAUUUUCAGAGGUGGUGAAAACUCAGAGCCUGAAAGAUGGGAAGUUCUACGCAUGUAAAACCAUGAAGCAGACAAUUAACAGUCUGGAGCAGGCCAAUAACCUGCGGGAAGUCCAGGCCAUGAAGAGACUGAGCCCACAUGCAAAUAUCAUCCAGCUGCAUGAACUGAUUUAUGACAAAGAAACUGGAACUGUGUCUUUGAUUUGUGAGCUGAUGGAGAUGAACAUCUAUGAGUUCAUACAAGGAAGAGAAACACCACUGCCUGAUCACACAGUAAAGAACUACAUGUACCAGCUUUGCAAGUCACUUGAACACAUGCACAGCUGUGGGAUCUUUCACCGAGACGUGAAGCCGGAAAACAUUCUCAUCAAACAAAGUGGUCUGAAGCUUGGUGACUUCGGCUCAUGUCGGAGCGUGUACUCCAAGCCCCCGCACACAGAGUACAUCUCCACACGCUGGUACAGAGCGCCAGAGUGCCUCCUCACCGAUGGGUACUACGGCCUAAAGAUGGACAUGUGGAGUGCUGGUUGUGUCUUCUUUGAGAUCAUGAGUUUGAAUCCUCUCUUUCCUGGAACCAAUGAGCUGGACCAGAUUGCCAAGAUCCAUGACGUGUUGGGGACACCAGAUCAAAGUAUCCUCCACAAGUUCAAGCAGUCUAGAGCGAUGCAAUUCAACUUCCCCCCGAGAAAAGGCAGCGGCAUCUCACGGUUAGUCCCUCACUGCCCGGCUCCAGCUCUGUCACUGCUCUAUCAGAUGCUCGCCUAUGACCCUGAUGAACGCAUCACUGCAGAAACAGCCCUGCGGCACACAUACUUCAGGGAAGUCAGGCUGGCAGAGAAGAAAGCCGAGACUCUUCACAGAGUUUCUGGGACUGUGGGUGGAGUAGAAAGCAGUGGCACACACAACUCCUUAGACCACAUCUGGCGCCCAGCCAGACUAGGCAAACAGCUGAGGGGAAGACACACAAGGCAAACCCCUUUAAUGAGCCACAACAUGAAGCAUGUAGCAGAGCCCCUCAUCCGACGGAACAUCCCUCAUUAUCCCGCAGAGCUGCCCAAACUCAACAUGGUUGUACCAGGACCGCAGAUCUCCUUCCCAGCCUCCACUAUGCCCUCAUUUACUGUAACCCACCGGGGCACACUGCCAACCAUCACAUCGAAAAAGUGCCAGUCACGGUUGGUCAAGCCCCGGGAUGAGUCACACUGCAAUGCUUUCAAGACCUUCUACAUGCCACCUCUGGAUCGGAAACAUGGAGGCUACUGAGAGCCAAAAACACUUCAACGUUUGAUUAAAAAAAAAAAAAAGCCUCU
Messenger RNA from Epinephelus lanceolatus (giant grouper), 1692 nucleotides. RefSeq names its product MOK protein kinase (gene mok). Gene Ontology annotation, biological process: protein phosphorylation. NCBI's taxonomy places the organism in Eukaryota, Metazoa, Chordata, Actinopteri, Perciformes, Serranidae. Gene Ontology annotation, molecular function: protein kinase activity; ATP binding. The record is from RefSeq and is a predicted model, not a curated record.